This is a messenger RNA of Lachancea nothofagi CBS 11611, 3366 nucleotides long. The record is from the annotation of a GenBank genome assembly. Lineage: Eukaryota; Fungi; Ascomycota; Saccharomycetes; Saccharomycetales; Saccharomycetaceae.
AUGCUGUCAAGACAGAAAUUUGACUUCGCGGACUUUCUGCGAAGGAAAAUCAAACCGCCCUUUCUUGUGAGCAUACGAGCGCAGUUGACAGCAUUGGUAUGCUUCGUUGCACUUUUCUCCUUGAUUAUUCUAGCGGUCAUUACAGGGGUUUACUUCACACAAACUUAUAAAUCUAUGAGAGCUGAGAGGCUUCAAGUGGCUUCUCAGCUUAAAUCUUCACAGAUCGAUCAGAACUUGAACUAUUUAUACUACCAAUGUUAUUGGAUGUCCACCCGAGACAUCUUACAAGACGCUCUAACACAAUACUUGGCUGGAAACACAAGUAUCGAAAACUGGUCAGAUGCCUCGGCGACUCUCGACAAGUUCUUGGGCUCAUCGGAUCUCUUCAGCGUCGCUAGAGUUUAUGAUUCGACUUUUCAAGACGUUUUGAAUGCUACUAAUAACGGAAGUGGCAAUUCCAUUCCCGGAAACAUCCUCACACAGCUUUUCCCUUUAUCGUCAAAUGACUCUCUGCCGUCCUCUUUAGAGGUUUCGGGCAUAUUGACCGACCCCGUGAUGAAUGGUAGUAGCGGUUAUCUAAUGUCAAUGUCACUACCAAUCUUCGCCAAUCCAUCCAUCAUUUUGUCAAGUUCCAACGUCUAUGGUUACUUGACUAUAGUAAUGUCUGCCGAAGGCCUGAAGUCUGUCUUCAACGAUACAACAGCGCUGGACAAGUCAUCCGUGGUCAUCGUUUCUACGGUUUAUCAAAAUCAAACUUUAGCCGGAUACCAUCUAGUUUUUCCUCCACAAGGAUUGGAUCCGGAUAUAGUCGAUGAGGUUUUUCCACUUGACAAUGACUCAUUUCUGAAUGGUGCUUUGAGGGAAGGUAAAAAUGGUUCAAUUAAAAGUACCAAGUUUUUGUACAGCAAAAACGUAGCCAUCGGGUACUCCCCGUGCUCCUUCAGUUUCGUGGCUUGGGCAGCUGUCAUUACCCAACCCGAAAGUGUAUUUCUUUCACCAUCCACUAAAUUGACCAAAAUUAUUGCCGGCACCGUUAUUGGCAUAGCUGUUGUUGUAUGCAUUGUUACAUUUCCGCUAUCUCAUUGGGCAGUACAGCCCAUUGUACGGUUGCAGAAAGCUACAGAAAUUAUAACCGCUGGCAGAGGUCUACGGUCAGACGGUAGUACUCUUUACAGUCACAAACGUGCGAGUACAGCAGAGUCUUUCAGCUCGCUCUUCCGAUCGGGGUCUGUAAGACGAUCAGGGUCUGUUGCAUGUUCUACUAGAAGUAAAUAUGCAUCCGAAGCUGUCGCUGAUAAACAGAAAACAAUCAAAGACUUUAGCACGGGUCAAGAAAAGCACCCCGACAACAAUGGUGAUACCCCAUUGCAAAAAUAUCCCUCCGCCCCCCCAGCAUCCAUGUUGAGUGAUUGUAGAUCCCCUAAAUCGGACCGAUUUAUCACUUCAUCCAACUUGAUAGAGUCCAGGGUUCCAGUUUAUAAUCGGCUUUUUUCCGAUGAACUGUCGGAACUGACAGAGACGUUUAACACAAUGACUGAUGAACUUGAUCGUCAUUACGCACUCUUGGAAGAUAGAGUACGGGCCCGAACGAGGCAGCUAGAGGCAGCGAAGAUUGAGGCUGAAGGUGCCAAUGAAGCCAAGACUGUAUUUAUCGCUAAUAUCUCACAUGAGCUUAGAACUCCACUUAACGGAAUAUUGGGCAUGACAGCGAUUGCCAUGGCUGAAGAAGAAAUGCCCAAGGUAAAAAGUAGUUUAAAGCUUAUUUUCCGUUCCGGAGAACUGCUGCUGCAUAUUAUGACGGAACUUUUAACAUUCUCCAAAAAUGUAUUGAAAAGAACGAAGCUAGAGGAAAGAGACUUCACAGUUCAUGAUCUUGCCUUACAAGUUGAGUCCAUAUUCGGUAAAUUGGCGAAAGACCAGCAUGUUAGACUGACAAUUUCGAUACUUCCCAACCUGUUGAGAACAAUGGUACUUUGGGGUGAUUCCAAUCGCAUUGUGCAGAUUGUGAUGAAUCUUGUGUCAAACGCACUAAAGUUUACACCGAUAGACGGCAAAGUUGACGUCAAUUUUACGUUGUUGGGUGAAUACGACGAGGAGAGAAGCGAGGCCGAUAAUUACGAAGAGCCAUACAUUUUUCCAAUUGUACACGAACCUGCAGUGGAAGCUGCUCAACUCGAUCAUGAAAUUGAAGAGACAGCUGCGGUUCCUGAUACAAGUAACAGUUCACCGCUAUCUCCCUUUUCUCAGGGAACCUUAAGUGAUGAAAAUGGCCAGGACAAAUUCAGAAAAGAUAGCGGAACCGACGACACCGACGAUUUGAACGACGAAUCGAAAUCCAUAGACAGUGAGAGUAGCGGUUCGUAUGACGAUGCUCGCUUGCACUCACAACUUCGCAAGCAUACGACAGUCAGUGGCGAAAGUGAGAUCAAAGAUGCCCACGAAUUGGAAACGCCCAAAAAAUGGGUGAUAUCAAUGGAGGUAAGGGAUACAGGUCCAGGUAUCGAACCUGCUCUACAAGAAAGUGUUUUUGAACCGUUUGUACAAGGCGAUCAAACGCUGUCGAGACAAUAUGGUGGUACAGGUCUAGGGCUAUCUAUUUGCAGACAAUUAGCCACUAUGAUGCGCGGUACAAUGAAAUUAGAAUCGAAAGUUGGUGUUGGGAGUAAAUUUACGUUUAAGGUUCCAUUGACGCAAACGAAAGAGAUCAACUUUGAUGAUGAGGAACAUCCGUUUGAAGACGAGUUCAACCCCAGGAGCAAGAAAAAUAGGAAAGUUAAGUUCAGUGUUGAAAAGUCCAGCAGUUCAGAAAAACCACAUUCGGCGCCAUCCACAAAUGAUAGUUCUGCUGGAACUCCGAAUGUAUCAGAGAGUGAGGUCAGCGUUGGAAGUGUACGCGUUGAUAGACCCUUUUUACAGAGUACGGGAACUGCGCUUUCUUCAAACAACGUUAGAGUGGCCUCCAUGACAACUAAGUGCAAAAUCCUGGUCGCAGAAGAUAAUAAUGUCAAUCAAGAGGUAAUCAGGCGGAUGCUAAAUUUGGAAGGGCUCAACGAUGUAGACUUAGCAUGUGAUGGUCAAGAUGCAUUCGAAAAAGUCCAAUCACUGAAUGCAGCUGGCGGACAUUACGAUUUGAUAUUCAUGGACGUCCAGAUGCCGCGAGUGGACGGGCUAACGGCCACGAGAAGAAUACGCGGCGACUUGCAGUAUACACAUCCUAUCGUGGCAUUGACCGCAUAUGCUGAUGACAAUAAUAUAAAAGAGUGUUUGGACGCGGGUAUGAAUGGGUUCUUAGCCAAACCCAUCAAGAGACCUAAGAUCAAGACGAUCCUGAUGGAAUACUGUCCGCAGUAUAAUUCGGAGGAUUGA